Coffea eugenioides is the source of this 2231-nucleotide messenger RNA. RefSeq names its product polyphenol oxidase I, chloroplastic-like. Gene Ontology annotation, biological process: pigment biosynthetic process. The record is from RefSeq and is a predicted model, not a curated record. The transcript has a single exon. Bases 159 to 1913 code for a protein of 584 amino acids. Lineage: Eukaryota; Viridiplantae; Streptophyta; Magnoliopsida; Gentianales; Rubiaceae. Gene Ontology annotation, molecular function: catechol oxidase activity.
AACCUUAAAGCUUGGUUUCAUUAAUCAACCAGUUAGAUAUGAUAGGUUUUCACCUUAAUCUGAUCAAGCUACCAAGCUCAAGUCCACUAUAUAAAGCAUAGGUUGAGGCAGCACAGCAUGCACAAUACACACGGCAUAACUUUCUCAAUAUCUAGGUCAUGGCUUCUCUGACCAUGCCAACUCUCUCCUCCAACCUUGCCUAUUCCUCCUCUAUAGCACAUUUCAUCUCACUUGCAAAACCCACUCACCCAAAUCGCAAAACAGGCCCAAAACUUACAUGCAAUUCCACAAAAGGUGACCAAAACUCCAGUGAUCAUGACACUGCAGGCUCCAAAAAUGGAGAAACUUCUUUACUGAAGCUUGAUAGAAGAAAUGUGCUACUUGGCAUUGGAGGAGGGCUCUAUGGUGCCUCCACUUUUGGUGGCAAUCCAUCAGCCUUUGCAGCACCACUAUCUCCAACAUUCACAGCCUGUCACGAUGCCACUGACCCCGACUGCAAAGAAAUCGACUGUUGUCCACCCUCGGCCACGGCCGCGGAUAUCCCUGAUUUUGUUCCUACUGCUCCUUCUGUCAUCGCCACUAGACCUCCGGCGCAACUAGUCGACUCGACUUAUUUGAAAAAGUACAAGACGGCCAUAGAGAAAAUGAGGAAUCUAAGUUCGGAUGAUCCACGUAGUUUCACUGCACAAGCAAAUGUGCAUUGUGCAUAUUGUAACGGUGGAUACUAUCAAGAUGGCUAUGCAGAUUCUAAACUUCUAUUGGAUGUUCACAACUCAUGGCUCUUCUUUCCCUUUCACAGAUGGUACUUGUAUUUCUUCGAGAAGAUAUGCCAAAACAUGGUCGAUGACGAUACUUUUGCACUUCCCUUUUGGAACUGGGAUAAUCCACCUGGGAUGUUUCUGCCAGCCAUUUUCAAAGACUCCUCAUCCUCACUCUAUGAUAGCUUACGCAAUCCCUCUCACCUAAAUACAGUUCUUGAUCUGUCCUAUGAAGGCACUGAUUCAACGGAUAGUACCAUAACAGUGAUAAGAAACAAUCUCUACCUCAUGUACAAGCAAAUGGUUACUCAGUCCACAACUCCAUUGAGUUUCUUCGGAAAAGCGUUUCGUGCUGGUGAAACAUCUGAUCCAGGAGAGGGUUCAAUUGAAACUAGUCCUCAUACGAAUGUGCACCGUUGGACCGGCGACCCUAAUGAAUCUCAUGGCGAGAACAUGGGCUCCUUCUACUCAGCGGGAAGAGACCCAGUCUUUUAUAGUCAUCAUGCCAACGUUGAUAGAAUGUGGUCUCUUUGGAACUCUUUAGGAGGCCAGAACUUCACUGAUUCAGACUGGUUAAACUCCAGUUUCUAUUUCUACAACGAACAGGCAAAGCCUGUAAAGGUUUACGUGAAAGACUGUUUGGACACCUCAGUUCUUGGAUACACUUAUCAAACUGUGGAUAUCCCCUGGCUGAAUAGUAAGCCAAGCCCGCGUAGGACGGCUAUCGCAUUACCAACAGCUCCUACUCCAAGUCAAGUGUUUCCAACGACCCUGGAGAAAGCUAUAACUGUUCUGGUGAAAAGGCCAAAGAAGAAGAGGACCAAGAAGGAGAAGCAGAGGGCAGAGGAAGUUCUGGAGAUAUCUGGGAUCCAGUACAAUAUUGGAGAGUUUGUCAAGUUUGAUGUGUACAUCAAUGAAGAUACUCCGGACGAGAGCGGGCCGGAGAAGACUGAGCUUGUGGGGAGCUUCAUCAACGUGCCUCAUGGACAUUCCAUGAUUUCUACUACUACUAAGAGUUUUGCUAUAUCUGAAGUUUUGCAGGAAUUGGGAGCUGAUGAGUUUGAGAGCAUCUUGGUUACUUUGGUCCCCAAGAGUAGCACUGUUACCAUCUCCGGAGUCAAGAUCAAGUUUGAUAACACCAAGGUGUCUGCAUGAGAUUUUAAAAAAAAAAUUUAAUGGUGUGCUUCAUAUAUGUGUGUCUUGCAUGCUGUUUUUUGUUUCAGAUGUUGUGAUUUCUGUGUCCUCCCUCAACCAAUUAGGGCCUUGAAUCUACCUUUAUUUCCUUUUGAUAUGGUUCGGAAAGCUAUCUUAUCUUACCGGAUCAUGCAUGAGGAGUACUGUGAUGUGUCUACCUAAAUAAACCUGCAUGGGGAUUGUGAAUUGUGAUAUACCUGUCUAAAUAAACCCCGAAAGGCAGUGAGGGAAAGAAAAGAAGAAUGCAGUAUUUGCACCCUUCUUUUUUCUGUUGUUAAA